GCAAUCGUCUGAUCAGAUGUAAGCAAAAAAGAGAGAAAAAGGACACUGUGAGUUGAUAUAUCAAUGAAGUGCUAUAGAAGUGUUAUAAAGCGACAUCGUUAUAAAAACUGUCAGUAUUAAGUUAAUACGAAAAUUGUAUUAAAUUUAUUCAUUUCAAAUUCCUUCAAACUACAACAAACCGGACAAUGUUUAUUUGCUUUACCAAAGGAUUAUAAAAUGAACACAAUACACGUGGUUAAAUAUUACUGUUCAUAGCUUUAGAAUUUAUAGCGGAAAGUAUUGAAAACGUGUAAAAGCAAGCCAUUUCAAAAAUGUCUGGAGUUCAAUGUAAUAAAUGUGGUUCCACAAACAUCGAUACAGACUCCCCUUGUGGUAAUGUUGUAUGCAUUGCUUGUGGUAACGUUUUGGAUGAAUCUAAUAUUGUACAGGAAGUCCAGUUUGUACAAGACUCCCGUGGUGUAUCUCGUGCUGUAGGGCAACUUGUUAGCUUUGAAGAUGGAAUGUCCUAUGGUCUUGGCCAUGGUUUUGGAUCUGGAAGAGAAUCCAGAGCAAUAACAAUACAAAAUGCUAGAAGAAAUAUAGAGAAUUUGGCAUCUAGGUUGCAGUUAAAACCUCCUGCUGUAGAAAAUGCCUUGAAUUAUUAUAAACUUGCACUGUCUAAGCAUUUAACCAAAGGACGUAAAAAUGCUCAUGUAAUUGCUGCUUGUGUAUAUAUGGUAUGCCGAAGAGAUGGAACAUCUCAUAUGCUACUGGAUUUGAGUGAUGUUCUGAAGAUUAAUGUAUAUGAAUUGGGAAAGACUUACCUUAAGUUAUCUACUGAGCUUCAUAUCAACACUCCAGCUAUUGAUCCAGUUCUUUAUAUUGCAAGAUUUGCACGUCAACUCCAGUUUGGAGAUAAAGAAAAUGAAGUUGCUGUAACUGCUACCAAAUUGGUACGAAGAAUGAAAUCAGAUUGGAUACAUUUUGGAAGGCGGCCAUCUGGACUUUGUGGUGCAGCUUUGCUUGUUGCUGCAAGAUUACAUAACUUUAACAGAACUAUUGAUGAUAUUAUCAAGGUAGUAAAAGUAUGUCAAGCAACUGUGCGGAAAAGAUUGACAGAAUUUGGUGAUACCCCUUCUGGAAAACUUUCCAUAGAAGAUUUUAUGACAGUUGACUUAUCUGAAGAACAAGAUCCGCCUUCUUUUAAAAAUGCCCGUAGGAAACUAAGAGAGUUAGAAGAUGAGGGGAAGUUAAAAGAAUUAGAAAACCAGGUUACAGAAUUUCAGAAAGUGAUUGAAAAAAUUCUUGAAAAUACAAGAAAAAGAUCUAUUUAUGCUAAAUAUGCAGAGUUAGAUAAUACUGAUGAUUUAAGUCAAGCAUCCACUUCUUCGACAAGAAAUGUAGAUAUGCUUAUUGCUGAGAAUACAUUAGAUUCUAUAAAGGAUGUCAUAGGUCAAGAUGAAUCUGAAGUAAAUAACCUUGUUCCUCUCUUAGCACAGGAAGGUCAAUUCAUAACAGACUGUGUAACAGUUACAGAUGAUGAAUAUAAUGGGAAAGGAUUAACCCCAACUUUAGAAUGCAUAGGUUUGGGUAGUAAGAAUACAGAAAAUAAACAGGCUGCAUCAACUCCAGAUGCUGAUGCAGAUCAUAAUCUUGAUUUAACUGGGAUCGAUGAUAGUGAAUUGGAUAGAUACUUCAUGAAACCAUCUGAAUAUAUGAAGAAAGAUGAAGUUUGGCAUAAAUUUAAUGCAGAUUAUCUUGAGGAAUUAAGAGAACGAGAAGAGCGAAAAGCAUUAGAAGAAGAAGAGAAUGCUAAGAAGCCACCAAAAAAGAAAAGAACUGUGAAAAAACGAGAUCCUAUUCAAGCUAAUUCUGCAGGAGAGGCUAUGUCCAAAGUGUUUCAACAAAAAAGAAUUUCCCACAAACUUAAUUACGAUAUUCUAAAGUCCCUCACUCCUGGUAAUUGUUUGGACGAUCUUGUUGAACCUGAACCAGAAACUGACCCUAAAACUGAGAGCAACCCCCCAUCAGUGAAGAGUGUACGAGUUCGACCGAAAGUAAAACCUGCGCUUUCAUCUGUUCAUCUGAACAUAAAGAAAGGGAUGUCAGAUAUAAUUGGCAAUAGCAGGCGGAAGACUAUGUCAAUUCUUUCUGACAGCCCAAGUACUUCAGAGGACCCUCCAGCAAAGAAAGCAAAAAUUUCUGAAACUGCUGUACUUGGAGGAAAUGCAGAAAAGGAUGCUUUUGACAUUGAUAAUCUCAUCACCAAAAAUCAUGUUCCAGUUACAGUGGAAGAGGAUGAAGUGGAAGAGGAGGAUUUGGAAGAAGAAUAUGGGUUUUCUGACGAUGAUGGGCCUGUUGAAUACGAUUAUGAUAAAUUCAUUGAAGACCAAAUGUGUUAUGACUGAAGAUAAAAAUGCAAUUCUGUUUAAGAGAAAUAUAUUUUUUUAUGUACAAUUUAAUUUUGUAUAGCAAAGAAAGACAAGGUUGAAUAUUUUUUCAUAAUUUGUAUUAUAUUGUACAUAUGAAUGCUUUAUAUAUAUACAUGCAUGUGUUCCAUAUGUAUAUUUGUUAUAGGAAUUUAUAUUGUUACUCAAAAUACUUUUUAAAUUUCUUUGUGUAAAUAUAAUUAAACUGUUUACAUUGAAAACAUUCAAAACAAUAAUGUGCUGUUCUAAAGCCUUUUUUUUUUUUUUGUCAUAAAUAAUUGUGCAGAUUGCUAGAAGUUAAUUUAAGCGUUCUUUAAAAUUAUUUGUACUUCAUUAGGUUAGGAAUCGGGGCUUCUCAGACAUUUUUCACUUGCUGCUUUGUUACUUUUUUUUUUUUUUUUUCGUAUUGCAGUUUCACGUAUGCAUGUAUUCAGAAAGUUUAAUUAAUUUGCAGUCUUAAAAAAGCAAUAAUUUACAAACAAAUCAAAAUAGCAGAAGCUAUUUGCAUACAUAGAAAGGAGUUUUGAAAGAAUUAAUGUUUUUGGUUACAAAAACUUAUUGGUUGCAUAGUUCCUAAUUUUUCAACUAUCAUGAUUUCAAAUGAUUCAAUAAUCAAUAUGGCAAUGCAUUAUGUAGAAUAGAAAAAAAUUGCUAGAGUGACUUGCAAAUGUUGAGUUAUCAUCCUUCAUUCAAGAACUUAGCUAUAAGAACAAGAAACCAAAUUUUUAUGCUACAUAAACAUUUGUUAUGUAUGUGCUGUCAUGCCAUCAAAAAUGAUGCCUAAUACAGCAAAAAAAGGGCAGUUCCCCCUUCUUUGUAAAUUAAUACUUUACUCGUUUUCUGAACAUCGUACUCUAAGCUGCUGCUGAAAUACCUGGUUCUUUAAAUUUUGAAUUGUGCAGACAAUAACUUUUAACAUCAUGAGAAAAAAAAAACAUUCAACUUUCUGUAUUAACUAUAUUUUAUUAUUUUCAUCCUUUCGUGAAUUAUUGAUUUUUUGAAUCAUUCUGAAUGGCACUGUAUAUCUAACUAAAAUAAGUAAAUGCAAUAGUAAUUAAUAAUAAAUAAAAACAAAGUUUUGAAUAGCGUUUUAAAAAAAACAGUUUGUGGUUAAGUGUCAUUAGACUUCAAUUGUUACCUGAAAGCUUAUGCUCCUUUAGAAUUGCUUUAUAAGUAUUUGUUGCAAUUUACCUCUACUUUUACCAUUUAUUAUUAUAAAAAAAAUGAAUAUGUAAUCAUUACGUGCUGCUAUGAUCAUUUUUUGUGUGUGAAUUUUUUUAAAAGCAGAUGUAUAAGGGGAUUUUAGAAUAUGCAUAUAGAACUCAUUAUUGCUGACACAAAUAUAUUGUUAAAUUUUAUCUCUGAGUUAUUGAAUGGCGUGUAUUAAUGAUGGAUGUCAUCUGAAUUAUCUUAUCUCUCAUACUCACUUGACUAAAUGAGGAUAAAUAUUGUACAGUAAUUUAAAUAAUUUAUUUAAAGCAAUAUUUGAAUGUGUUAUAAAUCAUUUCAUUAAUAUUUAAAUGGUUAUUAUAGUAUGUAUUAAUUUUUUAAUGUACAGGUCAUUUUCUUUCUUUUGUUUUUGUCCGAACCUUUUUAUUUUUUUCAUCAUUUUGCAAUUUUCAACUUAUUAUUAGCAUGAAAUGACAAAAAAAUAAAAUCAAAAAGACUUUAAUUUAAACAGCUAAUUUUUUUAAAAAAAUAGUUUUGUUUAAUAACGUUUAGCUUAAUUGCUGAAUCUUUUGACAUUCUAAUUGAAAAAAUAAAAAUCUGUUUUAAAAAAAGCCACUCAUUUUUAAAAUAGGUAAGUAGAGUAAUCACUAAUAUUAUUCAAAUGAAGAGGAUUAUGUUGACUAAUUAUUUUGGUGGAUGCUUUGAAAUAUUAUGUCUGGUAUCGAUUUGUCAUAAAUAAAAUGCUCCAUUAAUUUCUCGCUGUUGUAAUCCAGGGUUACUUUGCUUCAGUUUUCAGGACUUGGAGAGAAAUUUCAAAUUUAGCACCAUGCAUUUCUCUAUUUAAAAAAAUCUGAUUUUGUUUUAUUGGAUGAUAAGUUAGAGAAACAUUUUGUAGCAAAAUUUGAAUAACUGAUUAAUUUAGUAAUAAAUUAUGGCAAAUUCUAGUGCAAAUUUACCUCAUAACUGGGGAUUCUUUCUCUUAGUUAUUCUUUAUUAACAAAAUCUCUGGUGGAAUUUUAUGGAUAUUUAAUGUCAGCUUAUAUGGAAACAUACUGAAAGAAUGUAUAAUCCCUUGUAAUAAUAAUAAUAAUUAGUUAUAUGAUAUUAUAUCCAGUUAAUUCUCAGUAGGGUUUAAAAACUUUUUUAUCCAAUUGCUGGAUUUGUUAGUAAUAAAUUUAUUUUUUUUACUGUGCCUUCAUUAAUAAGAUAGGCAUUCAUUAUCAUCUUAAGAUCUGCACUUUUGACAGGAAAAAAAAUGGCUUCCACCACAUUUGAGGGGGGGAAAGGAGGAAUAUCUUUCAUUAAGUUUCUCCUAUUUAAAGUUAUUCAUUUGAGGAUACCAAAAAUGAUUUCUGCGUCUUUAAAAAGUAUACUCAUUUUUGGAAAUGUCAUUAAGGUGAACUUAUAGGGUUUGUGGAAAAUAAUCCUUAUACUUACGAGUCCUAACUUUCUUUUAUACGUUCUGAGUGUAUUUGCAGUGAAUUUAAUCAUUGUUUUCCCUAUUAACAAUAAACAGGAUAAAAUUAAAUGUAAAUAAUAUCUGCUAUUAUUUUGCCAUGCAUCACUCUUUUCCAGUGCAGAGUUACCAACAUCAAAAAAAAAUUAUUACAAAUUAAUUAACGGCUGUAAUUAGCAUUCAAAGCAGUUGAAUACAAACUAGGUUCAUUAUCUUUCAUGCUAAAAUUUAUUAUUUUUCAGAAUUAUUGCUUUUUUUUUUUUUUUUUCUUUUUUUUUUACCAGAGACCGAUUUUCUAACAUUUAAAAUCCUCAUAUCAAAGCUGAUUCAAUGUUUACUUAACUUCUGAAAUUAUAACCUCUUGAAUUAUUGAUAUGUAAGGAAAUAGGCAUAUCAGAAUUGCUUAUAAGCAAAAAAAUGAAUAUUAAUAAUAAUGUUUAAAUCUUCUGAUAGCCAGCAUGGAAUGCAUGUUUUCAGAAUAAGUGGAAUUUCUAUGCAAAAUAGACCUGGAUUGCAAUAUAUCUUAGAGCUUAAUUUUUUUUGUGUGUGUUUUAUGAUUGUGGUAUAACAAAUAUAUAUUAUGUACUAAAUGUAUGCAACAAUUUGUUGAUUUUCAGGUAUGGUUUUAGCUGUGAUAUUUCUUUUUUGUCUUAAAGAUAUGUAAUAUAUAUAAUUUUUUCUCUGUUGUGCUUGUGUGUGGUCUACAGACUCUAAAAAAAUUCUAUAUAUCUUAAACAUUCUAUUUAUUUCAUGCACUUUUAAAAAUCGUUUCAUUAUUUCUUAUUCAUUUUUAUUCUAUCUUUCACCUUUUAUUUGAUUUGCUCAAAUUUCACUCUGUUAACUAAUGCUAUGUCUUGUGUCCCAAAAUUAGACCAGCAUUUAGUCUAUCAUUAUUUAUUUAUAUCAUUAUCAGAGAGAAGUAUUGUUGAUUUUCUAUUGUAACUGUCCUCAUGAUCAAUACUGUUGAAAUAACAAAUUAAUAAA
This is a messenger RNA of Argiope bruennichi, 6018 nucleotides long. It is a transcript of the gene Brf, whose product is annotated as transcription factor IIIB 90 kDa subunit-like. Gene Ontology annotation, cellular component: transcription preinitiation complex; transcription factor TFIIIB complex; nucleus. The transcript is spliced from 19 exons. The record is from RefSeq and is a predicted model, not a curated record. Gene Ontology annotation, molecular function: TBP-class protein binding; RNA polymerase III general transcription initiation factor activity; RNA polymerase III type 3 promoter sequence-specific DNA binding. Gene Ontology annotation, biological process: DNA-templated transcription initiation; transcription preinitiation complex assembly; transcription by RNA polymerase III. The coding region runs from base 312 to 2387 and encodes 691 amino acids. Lineage: Eukaryota; Metazoa; Arthropoda; Arachnida; Araneae; Araneidae.